Molecule: messenger RNA, 250 nt
Organism: Theobroma cacao (cacao)
Lineage: Eukaryota; Viridiplantae; Streptophyta; Magnoliopsida; Malvales; Malvaceae
Source: RefSeq, a predicted model, not a curated record
AGGGGGAAAAAAUCCCUAGAAGCUGAAAAGGAAGAUGAGGCCAAUGCCGAUGGAAUUCAUGGUAGACCCAGACGAUCAAGGCUCAGCCAUGGAAGUCGACGACGUUGACCCACUCAAGAUCUUCGGCGAAGGCUCCAUCCCUGUCGACAACAAGCUCGCCGACGCCGAUUUCUUCAACAACUUCGAAGACGAUUUCGAUGACUCCGACAUCAACUAAAAAAAAUUCCCAAGUUCCCAUCUUUAUCUCUCU